AACUAACUUAGUGUAUCAACAAUCGAGGCUGGGGUAACUGACUCGAUGUAAAUAGAUAAUGAGUGCAGUGACUCGCUGCUCCACUGUUAGCACUCAACAUGGCCACUACAGACUCACAGGCUCAGCAGGGUACUGCAUGUGUUCCUCCAACGGCUGGCUCCCCGGUUGAGCAACCAGACCGCCCUGAUCGACUGUCCAAGGCUUUGCUUCGAAAGCGGGAACGGGAUAGACGUAAUCAGCAACAGAAGCGCGAGCGUGAGCGGAGGCUCGUGGAGGAUCUCAAAGCCAAGAUCUCGCAGCUGGAAAGGGAGCUGGCUGCAGCGAACGCCGAUCGAGGCAGAGGGCCUCUUUCGCUUCACAGCCUUAUAUGCAAUGGCUGUCGUGGUAGGUCGUGUAGCACCGCGGGCAGCCAACAUGACACCGACUUGGCAUCUACGAAUGGAUCGAUUGUUGCCGCCUCUUCUCCACCAGUGAGCGAACCUUUCCGAACAAGCCAUGCCACUGUCUCGUUGUCUGUCCUGAAAAAGCUGCUUGAUACUCCCGAAUGGCUCAGGACCCCGCUGUGGAACGUUGAUAGGCCCAAUGCGAAUUUCCGCUUCUUGGAACGAGGGCAGGGCUUUGUACCGCUCAUGGCUCAGCUGCGAGCCACGCCGAGUAUGGCGGAAAAAUGCCCUCCCGUUCCAAAGGCGAUCGAUCUCUUAUUUGGGGGAUCGAGCAAUGUUCUCGCCAACUUUGUCGUUGACGAGUUGGCGGGCCUGCCGUUGCUUUCGCCCGAGAAAUUUGCCAGCUGCUGGCAUAUAUACUUGUAUUGCAGAUGGCUUGUUUGGCCGUCGCAGGAUACGUUCAGUCGUCUCCCCACGUACUUUCGACCAACGCCGCUUCAGCUUGUUCAGGAACACCAUCUCGCUUUCGAUCUCAUACUCUGGCCGCAGAUGCGUGACAAUCUCAUACGGUACGGUUCAAAAUACGAGCUCGAGUCUGUGAUCGGACUUCUGUGCUGUACGUACCGAAUAAGAGGGACGUUCACGAAGGAUUUCAUCACGCGAGAGUACAAUGGCGAGCCCCAGCCAACUGAUGAGUUUUACGCACAGUUCAUGGAUAUUUCCAACUGGGGAAUCUUGGAACGAUUCUGGAAGGAGUACCCAGACUUGAUGGAGGGCAUCGAUAGCAGUUUGAUGUUGCGUGAAGAGAAUCUAAUGCCACCGUGA
Messenger RNA from Verruconis gallopava, 1208 nucleotides. RefSeq lists its product as uncharacterized. The record is from RefSeq and is a predicted model, not a curated record. The coding region runs from base 99 to 1208 and encodes 369 amino acids. Lineage: Eukaryota; Fungi; Ascomycota; Dothideomycetes; Venturiales; Sympoventuriaceae. The transcript has 2 exons.